Molecule: messenger RNA, 738 nt
Organism: Phytophthora sojae
Lineage: Eukaryota; Oomycota; Peronosporomycetes; Peronosporales; Peronosporaceae
Exons: 1
Coding region: 1-738 (245 amino acids)
Source: RefSeq, a predicted model, not a curated record
AUGUCGGCGGUCGUGGACGCCGUGUUCGGCUCGUACGACGUCAAGAACGCCAAGCAGUGGCGGGACGAGGACCUGCUGCACCGCGAGCAGCAGAAGCAGUGGCGCGAGGACGCCUUCCGCCGCGAGAGCGAGUGGCGGCGCGCCGACCUGCAGCGCGAGCGGCGCGUGACCAAGCUCGAGUCCGAGAAGCGGCUGAUCGACGCGCGCCACCACCAGCUGCAGGCCGUCUCGCAGCUGUCGGCCAUGCUGGCCUUCUUCUCCAUCAUGUUCAUCCAGGAGAUCAAGUCGCUGCAGAGCGACACGAGUCAACCGCUGCUCAUCGUCUACGGGACAAUCGGAUGCCUCGAGUUCCUGUGCAUGCUGCUGUGCACCCUGACCUGCAUGCUGCUGCUGCUGGCGCUCACGCGGUUCGUGACCCACACGCUGGACGGCGAGGUGCGGCAGCUCUCGGACCUCGAGCUGGACUCCGUAUCGCCCUUUACGGACUGGUGGGCCGGCAAGUGUGAGCAGGAGUGGUUGCUGGCGUACCAGCUCUUCCGCGCCGGCGCGGCGUUCUUCCUGGUCGAAAUUGGAGUGGUGAGCUGGAUCGUGUUCGUCAGGUCCACGGUUGCAUCCGUGUUGAUCUCGGUGCUCUGCGCGGGCGGGCUGCUGUACAUUAACCUGCGGAUCGCCAGUCGCUGGAGAUACCUGGUCAAGCCUUCCAAGAGUGGCAGCCGGAUGAGCGUGCCAUUGCCGUAA